Euleptes europaea (tarantolino) is the source of this 2168-nucleotide messenger RNA. RefSeq names its product acyl-CoA oxidase 1 (gene ACOX1). Gene Ontology annotation, molecular function: FAD binding; fatty acid binding. The record is from RefSeq and is a predicted model, not a curated record. The coding region runs from base 7 to 1998 and encodes 663 amino acids. Gene Ontology annotation, biological process: lipid homeostasis; very long-chain fatty acid metabolic process; fatty acid beta-oxidation using acyl-CoA oxidase. Gene Ontology annotation, cellular component: peroxisome. The transcript has 14 exons. Lineage: Eukaryota; Metazoa; Chordata; Lepidosauria; Squamata; Sphaerodactylidae.
CUCUCCAUGGCGAUGAAUCCGGACUUGCGCAAGGAGCGGGAGGCGGCUACGUUCAGCACGGAGCUUCUGACCCACGUCUUGGAUGGGGGCGCCGAGCGAACCCGGCGCCGAAAGGAGAUCGAAGCCCUUGUUUUUAAUGACCCAGACUUCCAGCAUGAGGAUGUUAAUUUCCUUUCCCGCAGCGAGCGCUAUGCACUAGCUAUCAAGAAGAGUGCGUACAUGAUCAUGAAGCUCCGAGAACUUGGAAUUGCAGAUCCCGAUGAAAUUUACUGGUUUAAAAGCUUUGUUCACCAUGGACGACCUGAGCCUCUGGACCUCCAUCUGGGCAUGUUCCUGCCCACCCUCCUAACCCAGGCAACCCAAGAACAGCAGGAUCGCUUCUUCAUGCCUGCUUGGAAUUUGGAGAUCAUUGGCACAUAUUCACAGACAGAGAUGGGCCAUGGAACUCACCUCCGAGGCUUGGAAACCACAGCAACCUAUGACCCUGCUACUCAGGAAUUCAUCCUUAACAGUCCCACUGUGACUUCUAUUAAGUGGUGGCCAGGCGGAUUGGGUAAAACAUCAAACCACGCCAUUGUUUUGGCACAGCUUCAUACACAAGGUCAGAACCACGGAUUACAUGCAUUCAUUGUGCCUAUACGCCAGUUGGGAACUCAUGAGCCACUGCCAGGCAUUACUGUUGGCGACAUUGGACCAAAAUUUGGUUAUGAUGAAAUGGAUAAUGGCUACUUGAAAAUGGACAAUUUCCGCAUUCCCCGGGAGAACAUGCUAAUGAAAUUUGCUCAGGUUGAGCCGGAUGGCACGUAUGUGAAACCUCUCAGUGCCAAGCUGACGUAUGGCACCAUGGUAUUCAUCCGCUCAAUCAUUGUCGGUGACUCUGCACGCUCUUUAGCCAGAGCAUGUACAAUUGCCAUCCGCUACAGUGCAGUGAGACACCAGUCUGAAUUGAAACCAGGGGAGCCAGAGCCCCAGAUCUUGGAUUAUCAGACCCAGCAAUACAAACUUUUUCCUCUUCUGGCAGCAGCCUACGCCUUCCACUUCUUGGGAGCCUACAUGAAAGAUACCUAUCGUCGCAUCACUGCAGACAUCAAUGAGGGAGAUCUCAGAGAAAUGCCAGAGCUCCAUGCGCUGUCUGCGGGGCUAAAGGCCUUCAGUUCCUGGAUUGCCAAUGCCGGCAUUGAGGAAUGUCGGAUGGCAUGUGGCGGGCAUGGCUAUUCCCGGUGUAGUGGCCUACCUGAUAUUUAUGUGAAUUUCACACCCUCUUGCACCUAUGAAGGAGAGAACACCGUCAUGAUGUUGCAGACAGCACGGUUUCUGAUCAAAAGCUAUACACAAGUUAGUUCUGGACAAUUGGUUAGUGGCAUGGUUUCCUAUCUGAAUGACCUAUCAGGGCAGCGCAUUCAGCCACAGCAGGUGGCUGCUAGGCCUGCAACACUGCAUAUCAACAAUCCCGCCAGUUUGGUAGAGGCCUAUCAACUGAGAGCUUCUAGGCUGGUUGAAUUUGCAGCAAAGAAUUUGCAAGCUGAGCUAAAUCGUAGGAGGAGCAAGGAAGAUGCUUGGAAUCGGACUUCUGUUGACCUAGUACGAGCAUCUGAGGCACAUUGCCACUAUGUAGUGGUCAAGCUGUUUACUUCAAAAGUCUCAGAAAUCGGUGACCCAGCCACUCAAGCUGUUGUUAACAACCUGUGUCUUCUCUUUGCACUUUAUGGGAUCAGUAAGCACAGUGGAGACUUCCUGCAGGGAGGCAUUUUGACAGAUGCACAGGUAACUCAGGUGAACCAGCGGGUGAAGGAGCUCUUGGCAUUAAUCCGUCCUAAUGCAGUAGCUCUAGUGGAUUCCUUUGACUUCCACGAUUCCUUUCUUGGAUCCGUUCUUGGCCGAUAUGAUGGUAACGUCUAUGAAAACAUGUUUGAAUGGGCAAAGAAAUCACCAUUAAAUAAAACACAGGUCCAUGAAUCUUUCCACAAACAUCUGAAGCUGAUGCAAGCCAAACUGUGAUGAAACUUACAGCUGUUGCUUGUGCAGUAUUCCAGUUCCCCACAACUGAUGUAAUCUGCCCUAUGUGCCCUUGAAUCACUUGGCAAAUCUAAAUUGCCAUAGGGUAGCCAAUAACUGUAACUUUUCUUCCUAAUUUUUUUAAGUAUGGAGGGGAUUGGAGCAGGGGAACA